AUGGCUGAAAUUGUUGGUCUCGUAGUCGCAUGCGUUGAGGUACUCGAAGCAACCUUCGAAACUGUUCAACGGAUUACGACGGCACUAGAACGCAUCAAAGAACGCAACAAGAAUGGCUUUAAGACGCUUGACAGUGUCUGUGCGCAAGUUGCAAUUACGAAACAGAUCCUUAAGAACAUUGUGCAAGUUGACGAGGAGCAUCACACUCCUCUGGUCUACGCUUCCGUCGAACUGGUCAAGCAAAAGGCUUGCAACCUCAAAGCAGCUGCCGAAGAAUUCGGCAGUCCUGCCGAGAACAAAUUCAAGGCCUUCUUAAACGAGCUAAUUCGUGGUGAUGCUCGUCUUAAGACUUUCGACAGGAUGCAAGUCGACCUCAUUAUGGCGCAGAGCACAUUGAUCACCUCCUUGGUGGCGCAUAAUUACGUACAGGGCACCACUGAGGGGACGGUCGAUAUCAACAUCAGCAUUGUGGAGCGGGUCAAUAACUUCUUCAAACCUGAUAUAGAAGUCAACUACGCACGUCAAAUCCUAAACCUAGUAGGCGGUCACGGUGAACCUAUUGACGAUGGGAUAGUGUGCACGGUUAAGGCUCAGGACCUCGAGAAACUCAUGCAAGAUGUUCCACAACGUCUUCCAGGGGCGAAUGGCAAGAUUGUGCGUAUUCUUAAUCACAAUCACGUCGAGGAUUGGGGCAUGGUCACUGUAGACAUUGGGAGCCCAGGCGAGGGCACGCCACAUGUCGACUCAGUGACAGCUGAGUUCAAUGUCGUGAGUGGCAAUGGAUUCUGUUCGGCUGGCCCAAUGUCGUACAAUACUGCUUCAAAGACACAGGCGCUUCGAGCCAGUCUGAAGACGGUGGAAGGGAAUCAAGACGCUGCUCUUAAGAUGCUUGAGGCCACACUUCCGGACUUCAAGUCCUAG
This is a messenger RNA of Colletotrichum acutatum, 921 nucleotides long. RefSeq lists its product as uncharacterized. The coding region runs from base 1 to 921 and encodes 306 amino acids. The transcript has 2 exons. NCBI's taxonomy places the organism in Eukaryota, Fungi, Ascomycota, Sordariomycetes, Glomerellales, Glomerellaceae. The record is from RefSeq and is a predicted model, not a curated record.